UGCAAUUUCAUAACAGAAACCCUCUCCUUUACAUCAUUAACACCAUAUACAUCAACAUCACAUUCAUUUAUACACGCUCUUUACUUGGUUUCCAUACAUAUCGUAAUCCGACUAUCCAGCACAUCAACUAACUCGAUACACCCACCGACCAUGCUCGCCCUCCUCGCCCUCUUCCAGCUCCUCCCCAUUCUUGCGCUCGCUGCCCACAACCCUCCCCACCGCCGCGCUCACGAGCGAGCUCGAAAGAAUUACGAGCAUAUUCAUGGCCGCGAUGCUGAAGAAUCCCCGUCCAUCGUCGAGAGGGAUAACCAUUAUGACAAUCGAACCAUUGUUGAGCGCGACCACUUUGACAAUAGGACCCUCACUCCCCGAGGGACAACGUAUACCGGCGUUGGAACCUUUUACUACACAGGUUUGGGCGCUUGUGGUUUGAACUCUCAAGACAGCGAUUACAUGGUUGCGUUGAACUCUGCGCAGUAUGGUAGUGGAUACCCCGGUCCUCAGUGCUUCAAGUACAUUACCAUCCAAAUGGGCUCUACCACUGUCAGCGGUGUUGAGAUUCUUGACGAAUGCCCUACAUGUGACUAUGGAUCCCUUGACUUGUCUCCCGGCCUUUUCACCCGGUUCGCUGAUUAUGACGCCGGUACUAUUCAAAUCACUUGGUGGUUUGACGACGAUGCUCCUGCCGCGACUACCACCUCUGAAACUCCCACUUCUACUUAUGUACCCCCCACCUCCACCUGGGUUGCUCCUUCUUCCUCAUCGACUUCCACUUACGUCUGGAUUCCUCCUUCGUCAUCGUCCACCCCUGAGUGGGUCGAGCCUUCCACCUCACCCACUCCUUCUUCCACCACCCAGUGGUAUUCUUCGCCCGCUGAAACCUCUACUUCGACCACACCCACCUCCACCUGGGUGGCUCCUUCUUCCACUUCCACCUCCGUCUGGGUUGAGAGCUCCACCUACAGCUCCUCUGCGCCUAGCAGCACCAUCACUUCAUCCGCGUACUCUUCCGCUUCUGCGGCCGUCAACUCUACCAACCCUUUCGCCAUUGUGAGCAACGCUUCCAACAGCAGUGUUUCUGCUACCAUUUCCUCCGAUACUGGUGUCAGCGGCAGCGCAAACAGCGGGUCAUCAGAAGUUUCUGUCGAAGUUACCGGCAACCUUGAGAUGAUCAACGCUCUUGCUGCCCAGUACGGUCAGCUCGUGGUCGAGGCCGCCCUCCAGAGUUAGAUCUUAUCUUCCCCAUCCUAUCACUCUCUCGAACUUGUUUACGAACACUGGCUGUGCAGGACAAUUGAAAUUUUGAAAUAUUGACGCGCAUAACGAACCUUAUAUCAUAGUAUCUACCAUUAUAUCUCUUAUUUUUCGUUUCCGUUGCGCUCUCAAUUUUAUAAACACGGGCUGUGUGUAGUUCCUUUUACUUUGUCUCUUUUCUCACAAUCUUUUUCCAUCUUCUUUCCCAUGAACCACUAACUGGAUGUUUGAUGGCAGUGGAAAGGACGUAUACCUUUUUUUUACGUUUGUAACGAUACCCCAUGUCCCUUUCGUUAUCUACAUGUUUUCGUCUGUGUACACGAUGCACGAUGUCUACGAU
Cryptococcus deneoformans JEC21 is the source of this 1594-nucleotide messenger RNA. Its product is annotated as B2-aldehyde-forming enzyme, putative. The transcript is spliced from 4 exons. The coding region runs from base 151 to 1230 and encodes 359 amino acids. The record is from RefSeq and is a predicted model, not a curated record. NCBI's taxonomy places the organism in Eukaryota, Fungi, Basidiomycota, Tremellomycetes, Tremellales, Cryptococcaceae.